Molecule: messenger RNA, 2214 nt
Organism: Salvia splendens (bonfire salvia)
Lineage: Eukaryota; Viridiplantae; Streptophyta; Magnoliopsida; Lamiales; Lamiaceae
Product: phosphoinositide phosphatase SAC6
Exons: 21
Coding region: 206-2002 (598 amino acids)
Biological process (GO): phosphatidylinositol dephosphorylation
Cellular component (GO): endoplasmic reticulum
Molecular function (GO): phosphatidylinositol-4-phosphate phosphatase activity
Source: RefSeq, a predicted model, not a curated record
AUAUUUUGCAGUGAGGGCAAGAACAGCAGCUACUUAGACGGAUUUUCAGUUAAUUCCGUUUUAAAUUUGUCCGCACAUCUCCAUUCCUUUCCUAAUUUCCUUCAUUUGACCAAUCCCUCUCCCGAUUUAGGUGUCUUAAAUCAAUCGCCUUUUGCUUCCGUUCCGAUUCCUUUCACAUUUUUCUGCUUCAAUCGUCCUGAUCUGAAUGAUGGCGGACAAGGUAGAUCCCGCGCAGAAGCUGUAUACCACAAUGCGCCUCUGGGAAUUUCCGGAUCAGUACUUGGUUGAUCCGACUGACGGAUCCUCCUCAUCGAUUCUCGCUGUUAGCCGCCUUGAUGGCUCCAUGAAUCUUAUUGAUGAAAUUCCUCAAUGCAACACGGUUCGAGUUCCUAAAAUUCAGACCAUCUAUGGUGUGGUGGGUAUGCUCAAGCUUUUGGCAGGGUCAUAUUUAUUAGUGAUAACUGGACGUGAAUGUGUUGGAUCUUAUCUUGGUCACUCCAUUUUCAAAGUAACAUCAUUGAAGGUUUUUCCAUGCGAUCACUCGCUCAAGAAUUUUCCAGAAGAACAGAAAAAGAUGGAGAGUGAGUUUUCUCGCUUACUAAAAGUUGCAGAGAGGACUCCAGGUCUAUAUUUCUCCUAUGAUGUGAAUAUGACCCUGAGUGCUCAGCGGCUGAAUGAUUUGGGUGAUGAGUCAAAAUUGCUGCCUCUUUGGAGACAAGCUGACCCUCGAUUUCUUUGGAACAACUAUAUGCUGGAAGUUCUUAUAGACAACAAGCUUGACCCAUACCUACUCCCUGUCAUUCAAGGCAGCUUUCAGAACAUUCAAGCAGCCAUUGGGAAGGAAAUCCUUGAUGUUGCACUAAUUGCACGGAGAUGCACGAGAAGAACAGGCACAAGAAUGUGGAGAAGAGGAGCUGAUUCGGAUGGUUUUGUUGCAAAUUUUGUGGAAACUGAACAAAUCAUACAAAUUCAUGGGCACACUGCGUCCUUUAUCCAGGUGCGAGGGUCCAUGCCAUUUCUUUGGGAUCAGAUUGUUGAUUUGACAUAUAAGCCAAAUUUUGAAAUCGUGAAACCUGAGGAAGCACCUCGAGUGGCUGAAAGACAUUUUUUGGAUUUAAGAAAGAAAUAUGGAAAUGUUCUUGCAGUUGAUCUAGUGAACAAGCAUGGAAAUGAGGGACGCUUGUCUGAAAAGUUUUGCCAGGCAGUGGAACCUAUUGUUAGUGAUGAUGUGAGAUAUCUGCACUUUGAUUUUCACAAGAUAUGUGGGCAUGUCCACUUUGAGCGCUUAUCCAUUCUUUACGAACAAAUUGAGGAUUUUCUCAUUAAAAGCAGGUACUUUUUGUUAAAUGAGAAAGGGGAAAAGGUUGAAACUCAAGGAGGAGUUGUGAGGACCAAUUGCAUAGACUGCUUGGACCGUACAAAUGUAACUCAGAGCACGAUAGCACGUAAAAUGCUGGAAUUCCAACUCCGGCGGCUUGGUAUUUUUGAAGCUGAGGAAAUUAUCAGUUCACACCCCAAUUUUGAUAACAGCUUUAAAAUUUUGUGGGCUAACCAUGGGGAUGAAGUAAGCAUCCAGUAUUCUGGUACUCCUGCUUUAAAGGGGGAUUUUGUCAGGUGUGGCCAGAGAACAAUUCAAGGUAUUCUGAAUGAUGGCAAAAAUGCUCUCAUGCGAUAUUAUUUAAACAACUUCGCUGAUGGUACAAAGCAGGAUGCUAGUGAUUUAAUACAAGGACAUUAUAUUGUUUCUCUUUCUCGAAGCAUGACUCCUACAGCAAAGAAAGGCGGUAUUGAGGCAGUGGCACAGUCCUUUCCAUUGGCUUUGGGAGUGAUUCUGAUUGGCUUCUUCUUCGCACUGUUGUCACUUAGACGAGCUCGACACGAUCUAUGGAGUUUAUUAUUUUCCUUCAUGUGGGCAAGCAUGAGUUUGGCUAUAGCAGUAUUUGUAAGGUCCAAUGGCCGCACCUUCUGUAAUCGCCCUCGUCUGCACCAACCUAGACGUUGAUUCUGGGCUUCGAGGAUUUUAGCUACAUGCAGCAACUCUGUAGCUAUUCUGCUACUAUUGUUAACUUAUAUUCUACUUGUAUUCUUUCAUUGUGAAACUCACAUUUUAUUUAGCUGAUACAUAUACUUACCCACUUAUUUUCUCAAUAUACAUAUAAUCAGCCACUUGUAAACCUCGGUUCCUCUAUUGUAAUCUAUUUCGUUUGAUGUUGA